Messenger RNA from Neoarius graeffei (lesser salmon catfish), 1713 nucleotides. RefSeq names its product info WAP, follistatin/kazal, immunoglobulin, kunitz and netrin domain containing 2a (gene wfikkn2a). The record is from RefSeq and is a predicted model, not a curated record. The transcript has 2 exons. Gene Ontology annotation, cellular component: extracellular region. Gene Ontology annotation, molecular function: serine-type endopeptidase inhibitor activity; protein binding. Bases 1 to 1713 code for a protein of 570 amino acids. NCBI's taxonomy places the organism in Eukaryota, Metazoa, Chordata, Actinopteri, Siluriformes, Ariidae.
AUGUGGUGGAUGUUGUUUCCCCGAUGGAUCUGGUUUGUCCUUGGGCACGUCUGCGUUUUGCGCUUGCAUCUUCGGGUCCGGGCAAUGACCGUGUCCAAGGUGGUGUACUCUCACGCCGGGAUGUGCCCCAAUGAGAUGAACCCGAACCUCUGGGUGGACGCGAUGAGUACCUGCAUGCGCGAGUGCCAGUCAGAUCAGGACUGUGAGACAUUUGAGAAGUGCUGUUUAAAUGUGUGUGGAAGCAAGAGCUGUGUGGCUGCCCGCUAUAGGGACAUGAAGGGAAAUAAAGGACCAGUGGGAAUGCCAAAAGAGGCCACCUGCGACAAGUUCAUGUGCACCCAGCAGGGUUCCGAGUGUGACAUCUGGGAUGGGCAGCCAGUGUGCAAGUGCCGUGACCGUUGUGAGCGGGAGCCUCGUUUCACCUGUGCCUCAGAUGGUAUGACCUACUACAACAAGUGCUACAUGGAUGCAGAGGCCUGUUCCAAGGGUGUCACCCUUACUGAGGUCACUUGCCGGUUCCACCUGUUGUGGCCCAACACCAGCCCUCCUCCUGAAGAGACGACUAUGCUUCCUACCACUGUUUACCUGGAAACUACCCCUAUUGACAUCCAAGCUCCUACAGUGAUCAGCAGUCCAGCGCAAAACAUUGUGUUUGUAGGUGAGACAACAAGCUUCCUGUGUGAAGUAACUGGCAAACCCAAACCAGAAAUCACAUGGGAGAAACAAGUGGAGGGAAAAGAUAACAAAGUCAUGAAGUUAAACUACGUACAAGGUAACAUAGUAGUGACUAACAUUGCACAACUUGUCAUCUACAAUGCCCAGCUCCAAGAUGCUGGUGUUUAUACCUGCACUGCUAAAAACUUGGGUGGAUCUACACAGACCCACUUCAUGUUGUCUGUCAUACGUCAGGAUCAAGCGAUGAAUGAGAGUUUGAUGAAUUCCACACGUCUUCCUGCUGAGGAGUGUCUGAAAGCACCUGAUAUGGGUGAUUGUGGAGAGGAAACCAUUAGCUGGUACUAUGAAGCCAAGCGGAACAACUGUUUCACCUUCACCUAUAGCCAGUGUAACAAGAACAGAAACCAUUUUGACACAUACAAGUCAUGCAUGCUAUCCUGUGGAGCAGAACUAGCCGCCCCUUGCUCUCUCCCUAGUGUCCAGGGACCCUGCAAAUCUUAUGAGCCACGGUGGGCAUACAACCAUCUCCUCAAGAAAUGCCAGUCUUUCGUCUAUGGUGGUUGUGGUGGCAAUGAGAACAACUUUGAAAGUAAGGAGGCCUGUGAAGACAUGUGCCCUUUCCCCAAGAACCACAACUGCAAGCUGUGCAAGCCCAAACAGAGGAUGAUUACCAGCUUCUGCAAGAGUGACAUUGUGAUCUUGGGUCGCAUUACAGAACUGACAGAGGACCAAGAUUCAGGCCAUGCACUCAUCACAGUCGAUGAGAUCCUAAAGGAUGAGAAGAUGGGCCUGAAGUUCUUUGGACAGGAGCCUUUGGAAGUGACACUGCUCAACAUAGACUGGAGUUGUCCGUGUCCCAACAUCACUAAUGCUGAGGGCCAGCUGAUUAUCAUGGGGGAGGUGCACAAUGGGAUGGCGGUACUGCAGCCUGACAGCUUUGUGGGAGGCUCCAGCAGCCGCCGCGUUCGCAAGCUCCGUGAAGUCAUCAACAAGAAGGCAUGUGCUUUUCUCAAGGAGACUGGCAACACACAACAGUAA